Messenger RNA from Hippopotamus amphibius kiboko, 1432 nucleotides. Its product is annotated as zinc finger protein 709-like. The record is from RefSeq and is a predicted model, not a curated record. The transcript has 4 exons. Lineage: Eukaryota; Metazoa; Chordata; Mammalia; Artiodactyla; Hippopotamidae. The coding region runs from base 77 to 1309 and encodes 410 amino acids. Gene Ontology annotation, biological process: regulation of DNA-templated transcription.
UUCCCCAUCGCUCUCACCUGGCUAGGGUCGCGGGGUCGCGGGAAGGACUCCCGGGAGAGCCCCGAGCGGGGUGGAGAUGGAGUCAGUGGUCUUUGAGGAUGUGACUGUGGACUUCACCCCAGAGGAGUGGGCUUUGUUGGAUCUGGCUCAGAGGAACCUCUACAGAGAUGUGAUGCUGGAGACCUUUAGGAACCUGGCCUCCGUGGGAGAAAACUGGAAAUGCCAUAGCAUUGAAGAUCAGCACAAGAACCAGGGACCACAUUUGAGAUGUCAUAUGGUGGAGAUACCCUCAGAAAAUAAUGAAAGUAGUCAAUGUGGAGAAACCAACCAGAUUUCCAAUCUUAUUGUACGUAAGAGACUGUCUACUGGAGUAAAAUCCUAUGAAUACAAUAGGCUUGAAAAAGCCAUCAUUGAUUCUUCAUCCCUAAAGAGUCCCAUAGCAUCAUCUCAACAUGGACAAAAACCCUAUCAAUGUAAGGAAUGUGGGAGAACUUUUAUUUGUUACUCAUCCUUUAGAGCACACAUAAGAGCUCACACUGAAGAGAAACCCUAUGCAUGUAAAGAAUGCGGAAAAGCCUUUAUAUAUUUCUCCAAACUUAGAGUCCAUAUAAGAACUCACACUGGAGAGAAGCCUUAUGAAUGUGAAAAAUGUGGGAAAACCUUCAGAUCUCCCUCAAACCUUUGGACACAUAGAGAAACUCACACUGUUGAGAAACCCUAUGCUUGUAAAGAAUGUGAGAAAUCCUUCUCUUCUCCCUCUUCUCUUAGAAAACAUGUGAAGGUUCACAGUGCAGAGAAAGCCUAUGAAUGUAAGGAAUGUGGGAAAGCCUUCCUUCAUUCUUUUUACCUGAUCAUUCAUGCAAGGAUGCACACUGGCGAGAAAGCCUACAGGUGUGUGGAAUGUGGGAAAGCCUACAGCUGGCCCUCAGAUCUGAGGAUUCACAUGAGGACACACUCUGGAGAAAAGCCUUACAAAUGUAAACAGUGUGGAAAAUCUUUCAGUUCUCCUUCUUCCUUUAAGGGACACUUGCGAACUCACACUGGAGAGAAGCCAUACGCAUGUAACGAAUGUGGGAAAGCCUUCAGUAGUCCUUCAUACUUUCGCACACAUGUGCGAAUUCACACUGGAGAAAAACCCUACGUGUGUAAGCAAUGUGGGAAAGCUUUCAGUUGGUCAUCAUCUUUUCGAGGACAUCUGAGAACUCACAGCAGAGAGAAACCCUAUGAGUGUAAGGAAUGUGGUAAAGCCUUCAGCAGGCUUUCAUCCUUACAAAGACACGUGAGAAUUCACACUGGGGAGAAACUCUAAAUGUCAGCAGUGUGGGGAAGCCUUCUGUUCUGCCCUAUCCUUAAAAAAACACAUGGAAACUCACUCAGGAGGGAAAUUCCACACAGUAAGUAAUGACGGAAGCCUUCAUGCAGGUUACAUGUA